Messenger RNA from Aspergillus niger, 729 nucleotides. RefSeq lists its product as uncharacterized. Lineage: Eukaryota; Fungi; Ascomycota; Eurotiomycetes; Eurotiales; Aspergillaceae. Gene Ontology annotation, molecular function: kinesin binding. Gene Ontology annotation, cellular component: cytoplasm; kinesin complex; membrane-bounded organelle. The record is from RefSeq and is a predicted model, not a curated record. The transcript is spliced from 4 exons. The annotation marks the transcript as partial. Gene Ontology annotation, biological process: microtubule-based movement.
AUGCCCGUCUCGCGGCAUACCGCAUCCCUAACAGGGCUCUUCAGGUUAAUGGUUGAACGUGAGCAUCAUGGUAUACUUAACAGUGUCAAUAACCUUGGCUUAGUACUUAACAGACAAGGGAACUAUAAUGAGACAAAAGCAAUGUAUCGACGCGACCUGGAAGAAAGUAAGAAGAUGCUUGGACCUGAACAUCCCGACAUGCUCACCAGUAACAACAACCUUGGCUUAGUGCACUUGAGGCAGGACAAAUAUGAAGAGACAGGAGCGAUACAUUGACGGAUAUUAGGAAGAUAUAAGAAAAUACUUAGACCUGAACAUCCCGACACGCCUAACAGUAUUAAUAACCUUCGCAGUGUGCUUGACAGCCAAGGCAAAUAUAAAGAGACAAAAGUAAUAUAUCAUCAGAUGUCGGAAGCGCGAGAGAAGGUGUUGGGACGUGAUCAUCCCGACAUGCUUACCAGUGUCAGCCAUCUUGGCAGUGUACUUAGCAGCCAAGGGAAAUAUAAAGAGGCGGAAGCGAUGCUUCAACGGGCGAAAGAAGGCACUUUAACAUGGACACCCUGCAACAACCGCUAGCUAUAUACGAUCAUGAAGCAUUCGACCUCGCGGGAUGAACAUCUUGUUGUGCAGGUCAUGCAUUGGUCUGCCAAGUGUAUGGAAGUGAAUGAUCCCACUGAUAUUGCAGCGAAUAUACUAGUAGUGACUAUAAAUGGAGACCCCGCAUCUUAA